This is a messenger RNA of Volvox carteri f. nagariensis, 1809 nucleotides long. RefSeq lists its product as uncharacterized. Gene Ontology annotation, cellular component: Set1C/COMPASS complex. The coding region runs from base 1 to 1809 and encodes 602 amino acids. The record is from RefSeq and is a predicted model, not a curated record. Gene Ontology annotation, molecular function: protein binding. The transcript has 12 exons. Lineage: Eukaryota; Viridiplantae; Chlorophyta; Chlorophyceae; Chlamydomonadales; Volvocaceae.
AUGUCUUUCAAUCGAAGAGGCACACUACUGGCGGCGCGGGCUGACAUAGCGCCACGCGACAUGCAGCUGGUACAAAGCAAGGACAUGUUGUCAUCUGGGAUUUCGACACACGCGGUGUGGCGGCCGUCCUCCUGGGACACGAGUAAGGCCUCCGGGGGAGGAGCCGUCACAUCAGUGGCCUGGUCCCGGAACGGCCAAAACAUGUUGUCGGGCUCAGAGGACCAGAGCAUUAUUCUUUGGGACUUGGUAACCUGCUCCAAGAUCUGCCAGCUCAGCAUGCGAUCCCCCAUACUGCGGGUGAGUCUGUCCCCACACCCGCCGCACAUAGCGGUCGUCAGCCUUACGGAGGGAACCCCCGUGCUGGUGGACUUCACGUCACAGCAGCAGCAGCUGUUGGCCCUGGCGGGUGAUGGUGCGGAGCCGGCCCCUUCACGCGGUGGUGGUGCCGGUGGCGGCGGUACCGGCAAUGCCAUGCUUGCCAUCUUCAACCGGCAGGGUGAUAUGAUUAUUGGCAGCCAAAUCAGGGGAGCGAUUUCGGUGGUGGAUGUGGCCAGCCGCAAGAUCUUAGAUGUUGUAAGGCUGCCCAACUCAGGCCGAGUGGUGGACCUUGUGUUCAACCGCAAAGGCAACCUGCUAUUGGCCACGUGUACUGAUCAGCGUGUACGGAUGUACGAGAUGGCGACCCGCGGAUCACUGGCGGACGCCGCCGUACCCACGGAAGCGCAGCUAUCUGAGGCACUGGCAAACCGGGCCGUAAAGUCGGGAUCAGUGCUGCACGGCGAAUCGGGGCUACUGCGCCCCGUGCGCGACUUCCAGAACGCCGUGGAGCGCACCCCCUGGCGAAGCGCCACCUUCUCAUGCGACAGCGAGCACGUGGCGGGGGCCACUGCUGCCAAGGCUCAGCUGCAGAUCUACAUCUGGAACCGGCUGCUGGGAAACAUGGAACAUCUCCUGGAGGGUCCCAAGGAGAGCGCGCUGGAACUGGCCUGGCACCCCCUCAGGUCGCUGCUGCUAAGCUGCGCCUCCUCGGGCAGAAUCUACAUCUGGGCAAAGCCCCACGCAGAGAACUGGUCCGCAUUCGCUCCGGAUUUCAAGGAGCUGGACGAGAACACGGAGUACGUGGAGCGGGAGGACGAAUUCGACUGGAACACGCCGGGUGCUGGCGGUGACCUGGGCCUCCCAGGGGCUGCGGACGGCGGUGGCGGCGGCACAGGCGGCGAGGGCGACCCUGGGUCGGUGGUUCUGGAUGUGCUGACUCGGGAGUCGCAACCCGUGUUCAGCAGCGACGACGAGGAGAGCAGCGCCCAGGAGCUCUUGUACCUUCCUGUGAUUAUCGAGCGCGAGCUGCCGCCCGGGGGCCGGCCAGACGAGGGCGAUGGCGAGGUGGAGGGCGAUGGGGGCGGUGGUGACACGGGGGAGCAGCCGAGCGGCACGAUGGGGCCGACAGCUGCUGGGCCGGAAGGGCCGCAGGCGCAGCAGGCUUUGCUGAUGCAGAUGCAGCAGCAGAUGGGUCGUCUCGCGCAGUUCCCGAGGCGGAACGGCAGCUCGGGGGCGGGCAGGAGUGGAAAUGGCAGCAGCGGGGGCGGCGGCGGCGGAGGGCGGGGCGGGCCCGGCGGGCCCCGGGGAUCCCGGAGGGACCCUGCUGGUGACGGCGGCGGCGGCGCUGGCCUGGGCUUUGGUGCUGGCGGAGGCGGAGGCGGCGCUGUGAAGCAGGAGCAGGAGGACUGGGAAGACUUCGAGGGCGGAUGCGGCUUGCCUGGUGGGCGCAAGCGCAAAGUGCAGUUUGACGAGGACGCACCGGAACGAUGA